Molecule: messenger RNA, 3884 nt
Organism: Oncorhynchus nerka (sockeye salmon)
Lineage: Eukaryota; Metazoa; Chordata; Actinopteri; Salmoniformes; Salmonidae
Product: disintegrin and metalloproteinase domain-containing protein 10-like
Exons: 16
Coding region: 85-2466 (793 amino acids)
Biological process (GO): Notch signaling pathway; membrane protein ectodomain proteolysis
Cellular component (GO): plasma membrane; synaptic membrane
Molecular function (GO): metalloendopeptidase activity involved in amyloid precursor protein catabolic process
Source: RefSeq, a predicted model, not a curated record
GAGAGGAAGCUGCGAUAAACAUUGUCACAGAGUGAGUCUAUAAAGUAGGACAAUAAAGGGGAUCACGGUAUCAAUGCUCAAACAAUGGACUUUACAGAUAUGUUUCUCGUCAAAAUCCUCUAUUUCAUCUACUUAAUAAAUUACACCCAAGGUUACCAUUAUGGAAACCCCCUGAGCAAGUAUGUUCAUCACUAUGAGGGUCUCUCCUAUAACACCUAUGAGAUACAUGACAAGCACCUGAGAGCUAAGAGGGCCCUCCACCACCAAGACGCGUUUCUCCAUCUAGACUUCCAUGCACACGGAAGACACUUCAACCUGAGGAUGAAGAGAGACACCAGUCUGUUUGCGGAGGACCUGAAGGUGUCCGUAGGAGGCCAGGAGGUGAACUAUGACACCUCUCACAUUUACACAGGAGAAAUAUAUGGUGAAAAGGGCACACUGAGCCAUGGUUCGGUGGUGGAUGGCAAGUUCGAGGGCUUCAUCCAGACGUACCAGGGGAAGUUCUACGUAGAGCCAGCGGAGAGAUACCUGAAGGACCGUGACGUUCCCUUCCACUCCGUUAUCUACCACGAGGACGACAUCAACUAUCCCCAUAAGUAUGGUCCGGAGGGGGGCUGUGCCGACCACUCAGUGUUUGAGAGGAUGAAAACGUACCAAGCCACUGCCAUAGAGAAGCCAGACAAGGGGCUCCAUUCUGAGGAGGCGUCCAGUGACCCGGUGUUGCUGAGGAAGAGGAGGAUGGCUCAGAUAGAGAAGAACACCUGUCAGCUCUUCAUCCAGACAGACCACCUCUUUUUCAAGUACUACAAGACCAGGGAAGCUGUUAUCGCACAGAUUUCUAGUCACGUCAAGGCUAUAGAUGCCAUCUACCAGGGAACAGACUUCAUGGGCAUCCGCAACAUCAGCUUUAUGGUCAAGAGGAUACGGAUCAACACCACUACAGAUGAGCGGGACCGGUCCAACCCGUUCCGCUUCGCUAACAUCGGCGUGGAGAAGUUCCUGGAGCUGAACUCUGAGCAGAACCACGACGACUACUGUCUGGCCUACGUCUUCACUGACAGGGACUUUGAUGAUGGUGUCCUGGGCCUGGCCUGGGUCGGAGCUCCUGCAGGAAGUUCCGGAGGGAUCUGUGAGAAGAGUAAGCUGUACUCUGACGGGAAGAAGAAGUCCCUGAAUACCGGCAUCAUCACAGUGCAGAACUACGCCUCUCACGUCCCUCCUAAAGUCUCACACAUCACCUUCGCACAUGAAAUAGGACACAACUUUGGCUCGCCUCAUGACUCGGGGUCAGAGUGCACCCCGGGGGAGUCUAAGGCCCAGGAUAAGAAGGAGAAGGGGAACUACAUCAUGUACGCCCGGGCCACAUCAGGAGACAAACUCAACAACAACAGGUUCUCCGUCUGUAGUGUCAGGAACAUCAGCCAGGUCCUGGAGAAGAAGAGGGGAAGCUGCUUUGUCGAGUCAGGCCAGCCCAUCUGUGGUAACGGGUUAGUGGAGCCAGGGGAGGAGUGCGACUGUGGAUACAGCGAUCAGUGCAGAGACCAGUGUUGCUAUGACGCAGGGCAGCCUGACAACAGGAAGUGUAAACUAAAACCCAACAAAGUCUGCAGUCCCAGCCAGGGCCUGUGCUGUACUCCUGAGUGCUUCUAUAAGGGUCGUAAUGAGAAGUGUCGUGAAGAGUCUGAAUGUGCCCAUCAGGGCAUGUGUAACGGGGGUACGGCCCAGUGCCCCACCUCUGAACCCAAGGCCAACUUCACCGCCUGCCACGGAGAGACUCAAGUCUGCCUCAACGGGGGGUGUUCUGGAUCCAUCUGUGAGAAGUAUGGUCUGGAGGUCUGUACCUGUGCCAGCGUGGAGGGCAAGGAUGAGACUGACGAGCUGUGCCACGUCUGCUGUGGCGAGAAGAUGAACCCCAACACCUGCAGCAGUACAGGCUCAGAGAAACUGGCCCGGUUCUUCAAUAAGAAAAUCACCACGCUGCCUGCGGGGUCUCCCUGUAACGACUUCAAGGGCUACUGCGACGUGUUCAUGAGGUGUCGGCUGGUGGACGCGGACGGCCCUCUGGCCAGACUGAAGAAGGCCAUCUUCAACCCUGAGCUCUAUGAAAACAUUGCAGAGUGGAUAGUGGCUCACUGGUGGGCAGUGCUAUUGAUGGGUAUUGCUCUGAUCAUGCUGAUGGCUGGCUUCAUUAAGAUCUGUAGUGUCCACACUCCCUCCAGCAACCCCAAACUGCCCCCACCCAAACCACUACCAGGCACGUUGAAGAGGAGGAGAGCCCAGCAGCAGGCCAGGGAGGCCCAGGUGCACCAGUCCCAGUCUCACCAUGGAGGUGUCAGCCACGGCCAGCACCACCCUGUCUCUGGGGGCCAGCGGCAGCAGCCCUCACGCCAGCCCCAGCCCCAGAGGCACCACCGCAGCCAGGGUCAGCCUAGAGAAAACUACCAGAUGGGCCAGAUGAGACGCUGAGCUGCUGAGACACUGGGGUUCGGGGUGGGGAACGCUGCUCCCUCCAUCGCCUGCUCCUUGCCUUGCCUUGGCUCCUCCUUGUGCCUAUUUAUGUCACUGCUGGGAUUGAGAUUUGAACCCAUGUCUCCAGGGUGGAAAUCCCACAUCUUCACCAUUUAAACCUAGAGGAUAUUCUUAGAUGUUUUAUGAUAGAUGGAAUUGUGGGAAAGAAAUGGGAACAACAGUUUUUUUAGUUUUUACACACUUUUUAGGAUGUCCUGUUUAUCUAAUGGUUAAGGCGUUGUGUUGCCUGCCACGUGGGAGACCCGGAUUCAAAUCACACCGGUUUACACCUAACAGUGGGAUAAAACACGUGCUUCACUCCACCCAAAGAACAGCCUAAACUGGUUGUUUACCAUCCCCAUACGUCAGACCCUCCAUCUACAAACAGACAAACAGGACGGAGUUGAGAAAGCUCAAAGACCUCCUCCAAUAACCACCACUAGAGCUGCAGCACAGCUGACCUCUUCAAAUAACCACCACUAGAGCUGCAGCACAGCUGACCUCUUCAAAUAACCACCACUAGAGCUGCAGCACAGCUGACAUCUUCAAAUAAAGACCCCCUCCAACGACCACCACUAGAGCUGCAGCACAGCUGACAUCUUUAAAUAAAGACCCCCUCCAACGACCACCACUAGAGCUGCAGCACAGCUGACAUCUUUAAAUAAAGACCCCCUCCAACGACCACCACUAGAGCUGCAGCACAGCUGACAUCUUUAAAUAAAGACCCCCUCCAACGACCACCACUAGAGCUGCAGCACAGCUGACAUCUUUAAAUAACCACCACUAGAGCUGCAGCACAGCUGACAUCUUUAAAUAAAGACCCCCUCCAACGACCACCACUAGAGCUGCAGCACAGCUGACAUCUUCAGUCUUCAUCCAGCUGUUUUCUGGGGCUCCACCUUUUGGAGUGAGAUCCGCCAUUUUGUCAUUCUGUGGAGUGGAAGUGACCAUCAGCCAUUGAAGUGGAAGUGACCAUCAGCCAUUGCAGUGUGGAGUGGAAGUGACCAUCAGCAUUGCAGUGUGGAGUGGAAGUGACCAAAAGCCAUUGCAGUGUGGAGUGGAAGUGACCAUCAGCAUUGCAGUGUGGAGUGGAAGUGACCAAAAGCCAUUGCAGUGUGGAGUGGAAGUGACCAUCAGCCGUUGCAGUGUGGAGUGGAAGUGACCAUCAGCCGUUGCAGUGUGGAGUGGAAGUGACCAUCAGCCGUUGCAUUGUGGAGUGGAAGUGACCAUCAGCCGUUGCAGUGUGGAGUGGAAGUGACCAUCAGCCGUUGCAGUGUGGAGUGGAAGUGACCAUCAGCCGUUGCAGUGUGGAGUGGAAGUGACCAUCAGCCGUUGCAGUGUGGAGUGGAAGUGACCAUCAGCCGUUGCAGUGUGGA